Messenger RNA from Fusarium verticillioides 7600, 620 nucleotides. RefSeq lists its product as hypothetical. The transcript has 2 exons. The record is from RefSeq and is a predicted model, not a curated record. Lineage: Eukaryota; Fungi; Ascomycota; Sordariomycetes; Hypocreales; Nectriaceae. Bases 127 to 384 code for a protein of 85 amino acids.
GCUAAACCCCAUGUAUUGACUUUUGCUAUUCUCUCAUCCCAUUCUCUUUCAGCUUACCCUCUUCACAAACCUUUACAUCUUUCCACCUAAGGCCCGGUGCCAUUUCUAUUUCUACCACAACACAAAAUGCAGUUCGCUCUAGUCUCAGUUCUUUUCGCCGCUGGCGCCCUCGCCAUCAACGGUUGUGGAUUUCCAGAUGGCCCAGACUGCGUCUCACUGGGCAAGGGGAGCGACGGCUUGGAAGUAUUCCGUGAUAAUGACGGCUGCUGCCUCCUCCCAGCUCGUUGCGGUAAUGAAGUCGGCGUUAACUGCCGUCGCGAGAAUGAGGGCCCCAAUGGUCUACCGAUCAACAAAAAGAGGGCUCAGAAGAACUACAAGGCAUAGUUCGAGCGAUAACAAGGAACAGAGGCAUGGGUGAGCUGUGUGUCGGAGAAUUUUGUACUAUUAUAUGGUCAGGUCUAGCUCAGGUAGCGAGAGUGACACUGUAUUACUAUUGAUUUCCAGGAAGCACUAUUUUGCAAUCUGCUGGAUACUUCCUUGAAUGGGAGAUUCCACCUAUGGCUACUUUAAAAACAUAGAAAUUGCUAAAAAUAUAUCCCUCAGUUAUCUGCGAGGCCACA